Carica papaya (papaya) is the source of this 1960-nucleotide messenger RNA. Its product is annotated as ARM repeat superfamily protein. NCBI's taxonomy places the organism in Eukaryota, Viridiplantae, Streptophyta, Magnoliopsida, Brassicales, Caricaceae. The record is from RefSeq and is a predicted model, not a curated record. Gene Ontology annotation, molecular function: protein binding.
UUAAAAGCAAAACCCUAAUUCUCCCUCUUCGAUUUGGGAAAUAUUCGAAGCUCUUAAACUUCCGAAUCCACAAAAUCCCCAAUUUCACCUACUGAUAAAGAAGGGUAUUUGCUACUUCUCGUCUUUUCCACAAUUUCUCGUUAUAUUUUUGUAUUUCCUUCCAUUUUCCUCUCUUUACGUACUGCUCUUUUUGAGUUUUAAUUUUGAACCAAGAAUUCUUUUCAUAGUUGAAGACUCUGUUAAAGGGAUUCAGUUUCUGUAGAACAAUUGACCUCUACACUAUUUAAUUUAUGCAUCCCCAUAAAGGUUGUGGAGAGUUAUGCUGUUUUUAUGUGUUUCUGUUUGGGGUUAUCCUUCCGUUUGCAUAGAAUUAUGAAGUCUGAAUUGGAGUGAGAUCGAAAUCUUGGAUCCAGCCUGCAAUUUUCUGUCAUGGGUCAUUCAGAUUCAGAGAAGAACAGAGAAAAUUUGAUUCCAGAUUGGGAAAAAGCAUUCGAACACUAUGAACAAGUAAUGGUUUUUGGUACUGAAGCUAUGCGUUUAAAGGCCACUGUCAAAUUUGCCCACAUCUCAAAUCAAGCCCCUGGAGAUGUAUUAGCUAGAACUAUUCCAAUUCUUGCUGAUCUUCUUGCCGGUGGAAAUUCAGAUAAUCUAAACCAGUCCAUUCAAGAAGCAUCUGCUUAUUGCUUAAAAAGGAUUGCCUGUUCUGGGCAAGGCAGGUUGGCAAGAGAGAUAGGUCAAUCUGGUGCUUUACAUUCUAUAUUAAGAUUGUUGCCAUUAUCUGGUAAUGGUUUUCAAAGACUUCUAGUAAAGUGUCUUUGGAGUCUUGUCACUUUUGCUAAAGCAAAUCGCUUGAUUGUGGCUAGAAAUGGUGGGUUGGAGAUUGUUAUUAAUAUGUUAAACUUGAAUAGGGAUGGCACUAGGCGAUACCUGUUGGAGAUUUUGAGUGCACUGACAUUGUCAACAGAAGUGAGGAUGGUGCUUAUCAAUUUUGGAGGGCUUAGAUUUCUUGUUGAGGCUGCUAGUUGUGGCAGCAUUGUGUCUAGAGAAAGAGCCUGUCGAGCUAUUGGGCUGCUUGGGGUUGCAAGACGCGCUAGGCGUAUGCUGGUUGAAUUGGGUGUGAUCGAAGUUCUCGUUGAGUUGUUCCGGGUAGGAGAUAACUCAACAAAGUUGCUUGUGGGAAAUUCUCUUGGUGUCAUAUCGGCUCAUGUUGAUUACAUUAGGCCUGUUGCCGAAGCUGGGGCCAUACCUUUAUAUGCUGAGCUUCUUCUGGGACCUGAACCAAUAGGGAAAGAAAUUGCAGAGGAUGUGUUUUGCAUAUUAGCUGUUGCAGAAGGGAAUGCUGUUUCGAUAGCUGAUCAAUUGGUGAGAAUCCUAAGAGAAGGUGAUGAUGCAGCAAAGGCUGCAGCUUCUGAUGUUUUCUGGGAUCUCUCCAGUUACAAGCACUCAACACCUGUUGUUAGAAACUCAGGUGCAAUUCCAAUACUCGUGGAGAUUUUACAGGAUGAAAGUAUUGAGGUUAGAGAAAAGGCCUCCGGGGCAAUUGCUCAGUUGAGUUACAAUGAGGGAGACCGAGUUGCUCUCAGUGAUGCUGGGGCAGUUCCAAUUCUGCUUGAAAUGCUGCAUGAUGAGUCAGAGGAGCUGAGGGAUAAUGCGGCAGAGGCACUUAUCAGUUUCUCCGAGGACCCAGAACAGCGAGAAAGAAUACUCGAAUCAAUUGACCUUCCAUCAUUUCAGAGUAUGCAAAACAGACUGGUUAGAAAUCGGGCAUCUGAUGAGCUUAUGGUUAGAUCGGUGAGACGGAUGAGCAUCCAGCAGCUCUCAUGGAAUCCAGAGAUUUUGUAAUAACACCAUGGUGUCUGGUAGGAUUUUGCUGGUUAUAAAACAUACAUGGAUGUAGCCUUCUCUGUUAAUGAAAUUGUAAGGGAAUUAUUAUGUUUGGUUAUAUGACCUAUUCUAGACA